Molecule: messenger RNA, 1164 nt
Organism: Colletotrichum fioriniae
Lineage: Eukaryota; Fungi; Ascomycota; Sordariomycetes; Glomerellales; Glomerellaceae
Source: RefSeq, a predicted model, not a curated record
AUGUCGCCCGUUACUCGUUUCUUCUCGGCGGCAGCGGUCGCGUCUGUUGCGACCGCGGCUGUGCUUGACCUGGGCAUCAUUGUCGACAAUGGCUACAAAGUUGUCGAGUUUGGCAUCGGGACCCCAGCAAAGACAUUCCGUCUGCUCUUCGAUACGGGAAGCUCGUCUUCGUGGGCGACCGACAGCCAAUGUCUGGCCAGGGGGAAUUGCAAUAACGGGAGCGGAACUGGCUACAGCAUCAACGCCUCAACCAGCGGCCACUACACGGGCGAAAGCGCCGUAAUCCCCUACCUCGGAGGCGACGUCGCCGGCCCCACGGUCGCCGAGAAAUGGACCGUCGGCAACUUCUCCUGGGACCAGUCCUUCAUCGCCGCAAACGAGAGCAACUGGGCUGCGCUCGCCGCCGACGGCUUCAUGGGCCUCGGCUUCAGCUCCAUCAUCGACGGCGGCGCAAACACUGUCGUCGAGACGCUCAUGGCGGAGAACCGCCUCGACGCGGCCAAAUUUGGAAUCUACUACGGCACCGAGGCCAAGAACACGAGCGGCGUGCCCGGCGAUGGCGUUCUGACGAUUGGCGGCUCCCGCGAGGAUGAGUAUGUUGACGGCGACCUCGUCACGAUCCCCAUCACCCGCGUGGACGGCACCUACGAUGUCUGGCGGUCGACGAUCCUCAAGGUCAACGGCACGCGGACGACGAGCAACGGCAGCGUCAUCGAGACGGAGGCGGAUUUCGAUCAGGCGCGCGUCGUCUUCGACACAGGAGCGGGGUCCAUUACGCUACCGACGAAGCAGAACCUGGCCGUGUACGAGUCUAUCGGGAUGAACUACACCAAGAUCCUCAAGGGCGAGCACAUUCCGCUUUGCAGCGAGUUCAACUCGUCGUGGUCGUUCAAGUUUACUUUUGGUGACUACCGGUACCCACAGACGAUUGAGAUCCCGGGCGACCAGUUGGCGAGACCGGGUUUCGCGUACCGGGAUGACGCGUGCUGGCCUCCGUUCGAGGAUGGCGCGCAGUCUGGGUUCGUGCUGAUUGGGACGCCGUUUUUGAGAAACUUUUACACCGUGUGGGAUUAUGGCUCUGCGGCGAAUGAGACGGUGAUUGGGAAGUUUGAUCCGACGUUGUCGUUUGGAUACUUGAAGAACAAGACCAUUACAGCGGAGUGA